Molecule: messenger RNA, 1626 nt
Organism: Bufo bufo (common toad)
Lineage: Eukaryota; Metazoa; Chordata; Amphibia; Anura; Bufonidae
Product: collagenase 3-like
Exons: 10
Coding region: 3-1421 (472 amino acids)
Biological process (GO): proteolysis; collagen catabolic process; extracellular matrix organization
Cellular component (GO): extracellular matrix
Molecular function (GO): zinc ion binding; metalloendopeptidase activity
Source: RefSeq, a predicted model, not a curated record
ACAUGACACCUGCAAUAUCAGCGGCCGUUGUGCUGGUGGUCAGUCUUGGCCUUUGUUUCUCCAUCCCCAUCCCUGUGGAGGACAGCUCUGAAGUCACGGAGAAUGAUCUUCGCUUUGCACAGAAAUAUCUAAGCGCCUUGUAUAGUUCUCCAUCCAAUCCCAUUGGGAUUCUGAGAAAGACAGGAGCUAACAGUGUGACUUCUCAGCUCAAAGAGAUGCAAGCCUUCUUUGGCCUGGAUGUAACAGGCAAACUGGAUGAAGAAACUCUGGAAAUUAUGAAACAACCAAGAUGUGGUGUUCCAGAUAUAGGAGAAUACAAUUUCUUCCCAAGGAAGCUGAAAUGGCCCAAAAAUAAUAUCACCUACAGAAUUCUUAACUACACCCCAGAUUUACCACGUGCCGAUGUGGACAGAGCUAUCAAGAAGGCGUUAAAGGUGUGGAGUGAUGUCACCCAAUUAAAUUUCACUAGGCUGCGGUCUGGCACUGCUGAUAUUAUGGUUUCUUUUGGAAAAAAAGAGCAUGGUGAUUACUACCCAUUUGAUGGACCUAAUGGUUUGCUAGCUCAUGCUUUUCCCCCUGGAGACAAAAUUGGAGGAGACACUCACUUUGAUGAUGAUGAAAUAUUCACAAAUGACUAUAAAGGAUACAACCUUUUUAUUGUUGCCGCUCAUGAAUUUGGCCACGCUCUGGGCCUUGACCAUUCCAGAGAUCCAGGCUCCUUGAUGUAUCCGGUUUAUAGCUACGCAGAAACCACCAACUUUGUUCUUCCUGAUGACGACGUACAAGGAAUUCAAGAACUCUAUGGGCCGGGUAACAGAGACCCAAAUCCAAAACACCCCAAAACUCCUGAAAAGUGUGACCCAGAUCUGGAGAUUGAUGCAGUCACUGAACUCAGAGGAGAAAAGUUUAUCUUCAAAGACAGGUUUUUUUGGAGAGUCCAUCCUCAGAUGACUGAUGCAGAGUUAGUUUUGACUAAGUCUUUCUGGCCUGAACUUCCAAACAAAAUUGAUGCUGCCUAUGAGUAUCCCCAGAAGGAUCUGAUAUUCAUUUUUAGAGGAAAGAAGUUCUGGGCUCUGAAUGGAUAUGAUAUAAUGGACGACUAUCCCAAAAAACUAUAUGAACUUGGUUUUCCAAAAACUCUGAAAUCUAUCGACGCAGCUGUUCAUAAUGAUGCAACUGGCAAGACGUAUUUCUUUACUGAAGACAAGUAUUGGAGCUAUGAUGAAGAAAGCAUGACUAUGGAUAAAGGCUUCCCCAGGGUGAUUGCAGAUGACUUUUUGGGUAUUGGGGAAAAGGUUGAUGCGGCUUAUCGAAGAAACGGUUAUAUCUACUUCUUCAGUGGACCCGUUCAGUUUGAAUAUAGCAUUUGGAGUAAGAAAGUCACCCGAUUAUUGAAGACCAACUCCAUCUUGUGGUGCUAAUCCUGGAGAUAACACUCCAUGAUCGCCAUCCAUCACGGCAGAGUCUGGACCGCUGCCUUACUCCUAUCAUACAUAUAGCUGUGGAUAUAUUGAGAAUAUCACACGUCUGUAUCAUCACUUUGUACAAUGGUAACUGCACAGACACUACAUGAAUCCCUUCUUCGCUAUGUCUUGUGCUGUUGGCAUCAGUCCUGUUAUGGUUUUA